Messenger RNA from Cyprinodon tularosa, 2716 nucleotides. Its product is annotated as relaxin-3 receptor 1. Gene Ontology annotation, biological process: G protein-coupled receptor signaling pathway; immune response. The coding region runs from base 86 to 1150 and encodes 354 amino acids. The record is from RefSeq and is a predicted model, not a curated record. Gene Ontology annotation, molecular function: G protein-coupled receptor activity. Gene Ontology annotation, cellular component: membrane. The transcript has a single exon. Lineage: Eukaryota; Metazoa; Chordata; Actinopteri; Cyprinodontiformes; Cyprinodontidae.
AUGCUCUCCAUGAGAGGCGGAGGGUGGAGCUGUCCGGACAGCAGCAGCUGCAGGCUGUCUGUCACUUUACAAGAUUCAAGAGGAGAUGAGAAGUUGGGAUGGCAGCAGUCCGUGGACCUCUGCGUGGGGAAAUAUGUCCAGAGUAAAUAAACGGCCCGAUGCUGACAGGAUGAGUGAAGCCAAUGAGAGCGCAUCUCUGAACAGGUCGGUGAGGCUGGAUCUGUUCAGCAACCUGGAGGACAUCGAUGUGAGCGCGGAUGGGAGUCCGAUCCUCAGGUUCCUCAUCUGCCUCGUCUACUCCGUGGUUUGCGCCGCGGGUCUGGUUGGCAACCUGCUGGUCCUGUUCUUCAUCAGGGUGAGACAGGAGCGCAGGAAGUCCAGAGUCAACUUCUUUGUGCUCAACCUGGCAGUGACGGACCUGCAGUUCGUCCUCACGCUGCCCUUCUGGGCCGUGGACACCGUCAUGGACUUCAGCUGGCCGUUCGGAGGCGCCAUGUGUAAGAUCAUCCUGUCGGUCACCGUCAUGAACAUGUACGCCAGCGUCUUCUUCCUCACCGCCAUGAGCGUGACGCGCUACUGGUCGCUGGCCUCGGCUCUGAACAACAGAACCGUGCGGAGGUCCUGCUCCGCUAAGUGGGUCUGCGCGCUGAUUUGGACCGUGGCGACCCUGGCCACCGCGCCCACCAUGAUUUUCUCCACAGUCACCAACGUGACCGGAGAGAAACUGUGUCUCCUGCGCUUCCCGGGCGGCCAGUACUGGUUAGCGGUUUACCACAUCCAGAAAAUAGUGGUAGGGUUUAUUCUACCCAUGUCCAUCGUCUCCAUCAGCUACUUCAUGCUGCUGCGCUUCAUCCGCAAGCGGAGCAUGAAAAGCAGCAACCCCAAGCGGAGGUCCCAGGUCACCAGGUCCAUCACGAUCGUCAUGUUGUCCUUCUUCUUCUGCUGGAUGCCGAACCACGCCGUCACUCUGUGGAGCGUCCUGGUCAAACUGAACUUUGUCAACUGGGACAUCGCGUAUUACAUCGCCCACACCUAUGUGUUCCCGAUCACCGUGUGCCUGGCUCACACCAACAGCUGCCUGAACCCGAUCAUUUACUGCCUCAUGAGGAAGGAGUUUAGGGACAAACUGCGGGAUCUGGUCCGCAGAUGAUAGUGGGGUUUUAAAGGCACCUGGAGCGAUUUAAUGACAUGCGUAAUGCGAUUGGCAAACAACCAAGGCGCACGGCUCUAAAGCGCAAAAUCGCAGCCCAUCCACCCCGCCUGUUGGCUUAAAUAUCGUCGCUCUAUAGAAAAAGAUUCUUCUGACUCAUUCCAAGCUGCAUGAAUGUUAAACCAUAAAGAAAUUCUCGCUUUGCUUGGUAAAUACGCGUCAUGUUUAGUCCAGGCGCUGUGCGUAAAUGCGCAUCACAAUCCUCUGCGUUUUUGUGCUUGUGUUUUAACUGGACCGAUUACGUGUCCAGUAGCUUUCUGUGUUGAUCUGUGAAUGUUUUGAUGGUAAGUGCAUUAAAAGAAACCGGUGAAGCCAUGUACAAAAGGAUGCCAAACAGUGAUUCUUGUAAAUGGGCAGAAAAAUACCUUAUAUGUGCUAUUAGACUAUAGGCAGCUUUGAGUAAUAAUAUUAUUGUCCAAAUGUCUAAUCAACAAAAAAAUCAAUAUGAAACGGAUCUGAGGGGCUCAGAUAAGCACCGCAUAAAAAAAAAGACUUAAAAGUAAGCACCACAGAUCAUCCACUACAUGCAAAACAUUCCCUCCUCUCCUCACCGCUCUAUCAGGAUUUGUCUGCCAGGAUGAGCUUUGGACCGAACUGAAUGUAUAAGGAUAUAAUUGGGUCGAUUAGAAAUAUGAACACAUCCUUUGUGUUUUUAUGCUGCAUUCAAUGCUGCAUAAAGAGCUUGCAUUUGUCAGAAACUCUUGGAUUAUCCUAAUAGACGCUGCAUGAAACACAUUAUUUUACCUCACAGAGAUUUUUUUGACUCCUUUAAAUGAAAACAACUUCACUGACAAGAAAAAGCAUCAAACUACUGAUUGCUUUCCUUCAACUUGGAUUGUUUGUUUUGUAUGUUUGUCUCAUCAAGUGUAAAUGGUGUUUGUAAAUUCAUUUUCUAUGUAAUCUUAUUUUAUUAAACUGUCUGCAUUUUUGGACCGGCCUUGUUUAAAAAAUAUAUAUAAAGACAGUUUUGUGCAGAUGGUAAAUAACUGAUGACUUUUCAAAGACGGGAGUAAUUAAGCCUGUGUAAAACAAAUGUUUCUGAAAUAUGGCCAUCUCUUAGAGCCAUUGAUGAACGAGUGUUCAAUGGAAGUGCAGAGUCAUGCUAAGGAGCUUAUGUUCCUUAGUUUUACAAACUUAAUUAUGCUUUCACCAGGUUUUAUAACUGAGCAAAAGUGGGGAAAAUCUGUUUUUGUGUUUCAAUUAUUUUACCCCUAAAAAUUAGGAAUAUUAUAAAUUUUAAACCCUGCUUUGUAGAAAUUUUUAUGGAGAAACAAGUAAGUGUUCGGGAGAUCAUAGAGUCGUCCAUAUUCUUUAGGAAGCAUAUUUCAGUCAGAUUGGAGCGAAAUGAUCUGUAAGCAGAUGUUUUCAUGUCUGAUUCUCUUUUGGAUCUCUGUCUUCUUUCUUCCUUUUCAUCUAACCCAUAAUUAAGCUUUAAUCAAACCACUCCUUCGUAGCUCUGGCUGAAUAUUAACAGCCGCUAACAUGUUGGACCGGCAACCUUCACAU